Aspergillus melleus is the source of this 348-nucleotide messenger RNA. RefSeq lists its product as uncharacterized. NCBI's taxonomy places the organism in Eukaryota, Fungi, Ascomycota, Eurotiomycetes, Eurotiales, Aspergillaceae. The record is from RefSeq and is a predicted model, not a curated record. The transcript has a single exon. Bases 1 to 348 code for a protein of 115 amino acids.
AUGUGCCAAGUCCAACGCGUCCUCAACACCUGCGGUCACAGAAACGACCACGUCCUCUUAUCCUGCCAUCUCGCUCGUCUCGUCCUACCCCAGCCCGAACCCAUCAGCCACCGACAACCCGCAACUGCAACAACCCAGCAAAGCCUGGGGACAGCGCAGCAACAGCAGCAGCAGCAGCAGCAGCAGCAGCCGACAUUCAUCCUAUCCGUCACGAAUGUCGAGAUCGCUAUUGCCAAGACGGGGUUCCAGGCUUGCAGCCAGCCGUACUGUAUCUUUGCGAGGGUUAGGGAGCUUGCGUCGCCGGUGGGGUUUAAGUGUAUGGUGGAGGGGUGUGGGAGGGCGGAUUGA